CGCCACCAUACCGCUCACUUUAGUUUUGUUUUUUUCUUUAUUUUAAUAUUUUCUGGCACUUUGAGUCACAUUUCAAUCUAUUUUUGAAGAUAAAUUAAAAAUAAUAAUACGUUUUGGGAGAAUGGCAGACUCUGCGGCGACAAACAGUGACGGGGAGGACGGACCCAAACAGCCCGUGCGGGGCUUCGCGCGCCAGGGGGCUCUCCGGCAGAAGAACGUGCACGAGGUGAAGGACCACAAAUUCAUCGCGCGCUUCUUCAAACAGCCCACCUUCUGCAGCCACUGCACCGACUUCAUCUGGGGGUUUGGCAAGCAGGGAUUCCAGUGUCAAGGACCCGAGGGCAAAGCAUAAAUUUAAGAUUCACACGUAUUCUAGUCCAACUUUCUGUGACCACUGUGGUUCUCUACUCUACGGCCUCAUACACCAGGGCAUGAGAUGUGACCACUGUAUGAUGAACAUCCACAAGCGCUGCGUGCCCAACGUGCCGAACCUGUGUGGAACGGACCACACCGAGAGGAGAGGUCGCAUCGAAAUCAGCGCUGAUGUCAAGACUAAUGUUCUCACCGUUACCAUCAAAGAGGCCAGGAAUCUGAUUCCCAUGGACCCCAAUGGUCUGUCAGACCCCUACGUGAAGCUCAAACUGAUCCCAGAUCCCCGCAGCGAAAGCAAGCAGAAGACCAAGACCAUAAAGUGCUGCCUGAACCCCGUCUGGAACGAGACUUUUAAAUUCCACCUGAAGGAGUACGAUAAGGACCGCCGUCUGUCUGUGGAGGUGUGGGACUGGGACCUGACCAGCCGCAACGACUUCAUGGGAUCACUGUCCUUCGGCAUCUCAGAGCUCCAGAAACAAGGAGUGGACGGAUGGUUUAAGCUGCUUUCCCAGGAAGAAGGCGAGUACUUCAAUGUUCCAGUGGCUCCAGAGGGGGAGGAGGGCAACGAGGAGCUCCGUCAGAAAUUUGAGAGGGCUAAAAUUGCAGUUGGCAAGAACGCAGAGGGCAAGUCGGCAAAUGCGGCAUCCCGGUUCRACUCCAAUGGCAACCAGGAUCGCAUGAGGUUGUCCGACUUCAACUUCUUGAUGGUUCUGGGAAAGGGCAGCUUCGGCAAGGUGAUGCUGGCAGAGCGUAAAGCGACAGAGGAGCUGUACGCCAUAAAGAUCCUGAAGAAGGAUGUUGUUAUCCAGGACGAUGAUGUAGAGUGCACCAUGGUGGAGAAGAGGGUGUUAGCGUUGACUGGAAAGCCCCCGUUCUUAACACAGCUGCACUCCACUUUCCAGACUAUGGACCGCUUGUAUUUUGUCAUGGAGUACAUCAACGGCGGAGACCUCAUGUAUCAGAUCCAGCAGGCUGGCAGGUUCAAAGAGCCCCACGCUGUCUUCUACGCUGCUGAGAUCGCCAUCGGUCUUUUUUUCCUCCAUCAAAAGGGCAUCAUCUACAGAGAUCUGAAGCUGGACAACGUGAUGCUGGACUGUGAGGGCCAUAUUAAGAUAGCAGAUUUUGGGAUGUGUAAAGAAAAUAUGAAUGAUGGAAUCACAACCAAAACAUUCUGUGGAACACCGGACUACAUCGCUCCCGAGAUUAUAGCCUACCAACCUUAUGGAAAAUCGGUGGACUGGUGGGCCUUUGGAGUUUUGCUGUAUGAGAUGUUGGCCGGACAGCUGAUGACGAAGCAUCCAGCAAAGAGGUUGGGCUGCGGUCCGGAGGGCGAGCGAGACAUCAGGGAGCACAGCUUCUUUCGCUACAUGGACUGGGAGAAAGUGGAGAACAAGGAGGUGCAGCCGCCGUUCAAGCCCAGAGCCAGAAAUCGUCGGGACACCUGCAACUUUGACAAGGAGUUCACCAAGAUGCCAACGGACCUGACGCCAACGGACAAGCUUGUCAUCAUGAACCUGGAUCAGGAUGAGUUCCUCGGCUUCUCCUACACCAACCCAGAAUAUGUGGCUCCUAAUUAACAUCAUACAGGACUGAAACAUAAAAGUAGACAGGUAGGACAAUACAAAGCAGUAAAGGGAGGGAGGGGGAUUUAAAAAAGCACAAAAUUUGCAAUUGUAUUGUUUGGUGAAUAUUUGCUUUCCUUUUAAAUCACACAUUGGUUUGUUUUAUUAAUCCCAAGACUACAACAGCAAAAAUGAAACGAGAUGUUUCAGUUUUAAUGAGAAAUGUUCAAGUUGAUGUAGGCUUUUUAUUUCACUAGGCUGAAAUUCUUGGGACAAAUUGAAAUAUUUUUAUUUAGAGUCACACAGGCUUGGUACGUGGGACACGUUUGCAUGAACUCCUGUUAAAAAAUUUGGCCAACUUUACUGAUUUUGCAUAACUAGCAACCAAGUUGCAAAUUUUUGACUGUGCUACACAAUCACACAAGGUUUUGAAUGAGUCUUGCAAUUCACAAAAUUUCUUACACUCCAGAGUAGUUUGAAAUCGGUUCCACGUUGCCUGCAACAACUUGUGAAUAUUUUGAGGUAAAAAAAAAUAGUUUUGGAAUUGUUCGAAAAUGUUUAAAACUGAAGUUACACGAGAACAAGGCCCUGUGGCUCAUCUGAGAAAACUUUUUGAGACCAUUUGGAAACUCCUCAUGAAUGUUGUUUGCAAUUUAUCAACAGCAGUUGCAGCCCAGUGAGRUAUUUAACUUGAGCUUGCUUGUGUAGAGCAACAGCUAGUUUGGUCUAACAGGAGGAGACUGUGGUAGAUACUUAAUAGAAACCAAAAUGAGCUGACUGUAUGGAUCAAUCGACUGUCAAUGUUUCAAAUAUCAGUUUCACACAAUGGCUGUAAGAAAAACAACUAAAUUAGUUUGCUACUGUAUUUGUGGCAUUGAUCUCUGCAACUGGUUUCGUCAGCUUUAUUAAGUAUUUUGAAGUGAAGUAUUUUUGUGUCUUUUCAUUUUCUGUACAUUACUCUGACAGAAUGGGGGGACUGCCUCUGUCUUCAGACUGUGAUUGUUCUGACAUUCAGGAGUUCGAAGCACAAUAUUUGAAAUUAGCAGAAUGCUUUUACAACACAACUUGUGUGCCAUGACGUUACGGUAGCUAUGUAAAGUUUUAUAUGUCUUUGUAUAAAUGUAUAGAUUUCAUCCAUGACUUCAUUGGUUACAGUCAUCUUCUGCAGCUAUUAUGUAUAAUCAGUUAGACUUUUUGUGUCUUGAUCUGUUUCUCUACACAAACCUGUGCUGGCUGCGCUGUGGGAUCGGUGCACGUUAUACUGGAGGACAGCAGAGUGGGUUUUAAAUGUAUUAUUAGUUUUGUUGGCUUCAAUUCGUAUUCUGCCAAGGCCUCAGUGGGAGCUUAGUGUGGUGUCACAGAGGACGCAAUGCAGCAGUCGGCUGAGAAGYUCGCACACAGAACACACACGCAACGAGGAGAUGCCCCGAGUGAGUCAUUUCACAAACGGCAAUAAUGGCAGCCAUGCUGCUAGUCUUCAUUUUGAAUUUAUUUGUUUGUUUGUUUUGAUGCACUUGCACAUUUUGCUGAAUUGACUGUAUUUUAGGAAAAUAAAAGGGUUGUGCAGCAAAAAUAGAUCUUGAAACACAUGACAGAUUAGGAACAAACAUAAACAUUCUGAUUGAUAUGAUAAUCAUAUGUUUAAGAUUUGAUAUAACACAUUGUGAUACACUAUACCACCUUAAAGAAUAAUAAUACAGUGAUAUUUUACUACCUACUUUUAAAAAAAAUACCUUUCAUAAACAUUUUUUGAAUUAUUAUUUUCUAUAAAACCUGACUUGUUAAACUACACAACAAAUGAGGCCUGGUACAAAGUUAAUAUAACUGCUAGGUGGUAUGAUAUGACACAAUAUAAUGUGAUAUGAYACAUUAAAAUACAAUGACUCAGUACUAUAAAACAUGAGAACAACAAUGGACUUCUAUUUUUAUUUUUCUCAUGGGGAAAUUUAUUUUGCACUCAGUGCUGUCCAUAUGUAAAAGAAAAAGAUUYAUUAAUAAAUGCCAUAUAAAGCAAAGUGAGAUGUAAGAUAUAAAACCAAAUUAUCUAAAAAUACAUAUAUGUACAAGGGAAAUACAUUUAAAUAAGUUGUGUUCACACAGAGAGUCAGCAAGAUCCUCUGAUUCAGGGAUGGGCAACUGGUGGUCCAUGGCCCACAUCGAUUCCAUGUGUGACUUUGGCCUGGCCCACCAAUGACGCACCACCUUAAUCUUUUUUUAGGUUGUAAAMGAGACAUAUAAUGACAGUUUUAUUACACUUGGGCAGUGCUAUGUGGCCCUCUGGUAGUGUCAACAAAACAAUGUGGUCCCUCUCAUCAUAUAAGUUGCCUAUUCCUGGUCUAACUCAUGGCAAGAGUUUAAAAAAAUAAGUAAAAAAAAAGACAGUAAAACUUUGACUUCUAUUAGGUCUAUUGUACAAACCAUUUAGGGGUAUUUUUUUACUCUGCAGUUUUGCUUUUUUUGUUUAGAUAUUGUAAAUCAAACUGUCAGAUUCUGUCACUGUGUCUUUCUCAUACGUACAGCUGCAUGUCUUGCAGCUAAAAGGUGUAAAUAUCUCCUGAUCUCACGGUUCUCCUGUUAACAGCAGUAAACCCUGAAUCAGUCACGUCCCAUCCACAGCUGUCUGUGUGUUUGGAUGACAGAGUCAAUAAAUGUCAGUUUCUGUGCAACUCAAACAUUCUGUAAUUCUGUCUUCAUCUCUGACAUAAAGUUGAAACUUUUUGAUUUAAAAGAAAGUCUCUGUGCCACCAAACUAAACAAAACAAACUUUGUGCAGGAAAUUGAAAUAAAAACUGGUGCACAUCUACAGAAACAAACUCCCGGACCCUUCAGGACCAUCAGGAGUUAAACUAUGCAUGUGAUAAUCUUUCUCAUUUCUUCUUCCAUUUAAUAUGAAUUUAUUCUCUAAAUGUUGGACUGGUGUGCAAUAAUUACUUACUUAUGAAUAGAUAUUUAUGUUGCCUAAUCUGUGAUUAUGAUUUAUUCUGCCACACGUAUUGUUAAUUUGUGCAUAUUAACUGCUUUUCACUGCAUAGARGUAAGAGUCUUCCAUUUCUGUAGUUGUUUAAAUGCAGAUAAACUGCUUUAAGGGUUUAAAAUGUGUUUUUAGUUUUCAUCCUCCAUCCCUCUCUGAACUGACCUUUAUUUGAUUAAUCUUCAUUUUAUUAUUUUUUUCUCCUGACUUUUCUUCCUCAGACUCCUUGUUGUCUCUGCUCAUGUUUGUUCUUUUUGACCUUUUAUUCCUCUCUCUUUUUUUUCUUGAUUACUGUUUACAUUGACUCCUUCUGUUCUCUUCUCUGGUAAUGACCUGAUAUUUCUUCUUCUUCUUCUUCCUCUCCAUUCGUAAGCCUUUUCAGACUUCUUAAUAAUAAAAAUUUAAAUGUAAAUUGACAGCUUCCACUUGAAUUUAGCUCCAGCUUUGACUUUUAGACAGGCAAACUCAAAUUUGGCACCUAUAAGGAUCAUUUUCAGGGAAAAUCCAAACCUGUAUGAAGAUAAU
Messenger RNA from Austrofundulus limnaeus, 5430 nucleotides. Its product is annotated as protein kinase C beta type. The record is from RefSeq and is a predicted model, not a curated record. Lineage: Eukaryota; Metazoa; Chordata; Actinopteri; Cyprinodontiformes; Rivulidae. Gene Ontology annotation, biological process: protein phosphorylation. Gene Ontology annotation, molecular function: diacylglycerol-dependent serine/threonine kinase activity; zinc ion binding; ATP binding.